Molecule: messenger RNA, 512 nt
Organism: Rhinolophus ferrumequinum (greater horseshoe bat)
Lineage: Eukaryota; Metazoa; Chordata; Mammalia; Chiroptera; Rhinolophidae
Product: heat shock factor-binding protein 1-like
Exons: 1
Coding region: 20-250 (76 amino acids)
Biological process (GO): cellular heat acclimation
Cellular component (GO): nucleus; cytosol
Molecular function (GO): transcription corepressor activity
Source: RefSeq, a predicted model, not a curated record
CAAACUGGGAACCGGGGAGAUGGCCAAGACAGAACCCAAGACCAUGCAGGAUCUCACCUCGGUGGUGCAGACACUCCUGCAACAGAUGCAAGAUAAAUUUCAGACCAUGUCCGAUCAGAUCAUUGGAAGAAUUGAUGACAUGAGUAGUCGCUUUGAUGACCUGGAGAAAAACAUUGCAGACAUCAUGAUACAGGCUGGAGUGGAAGAACUGGAAGGUGAAAACAAGAUACCAGCUACACAAAAGAGUUGAAGGUUGCUAAUUUACACUGAAAUCUGGAACAUUGUGUUUACAAGCCAAGAGAAGACCGAAUGGCUUUUUGCAACUAACUUCUAUGUGUAGACAGGUUUUAUAUUAUAAAGUGUGCAUUCUUCUUAUCACAUAUUAUAUAGUUAGUUUAUCGAGUGAUUCUCCCCCCUUCCCCCUCGUUUCUUUAACAUGGUAACUUCACAUCUUGGAUCUUGGUCAGCUGUGCUAUUAAAUAUUAAACACUACAACUUUGGCGGUUCCUGCA